AGGAACGGGCUGGUCCUGCUCUUUGAAGACUCUGUGCUUUCCUCCAACUCUGGUAGCUACUCAGACGAGGGCAACUACUCUUCCUUAUAAGUACCUGUACAAAUAAGACAACAGAAGUUAACUUUUAUCUGUCGCCACUUUUUAUACCAUCAACGAAGCCAAAGUCAAGUGGAGCGCAAGGAAAAGGAUAAGGGUCCUCAAACUGCAAACGUUGGCGCACGCUUGCUAGCAAGCACACUUUGGGUUUUUCUAAUCCGGCUGCGCUUUCCCUUUCUCAAGGACCCGCACUUUAGUUUUCUACGCUUUGACAACUCUCCCUUCAACAUUUAUCAAUCAGAGCUGCGAGGUUACGAUUACCGUGCGGAGGGACACAUCAGAAGUAUUUAGUAAAAAAUACAGCAAGAACUACAACAGCCUUAACCCUGAAUCUCAGUCCUCCCGCGACACACGGCGCUGUCAAAAAAUGUCGGGCUUUCGACACAAGAACCUCAACUCCUCUACUGCUGUCCGCCUGUUGCUCACGACCGGGGUGUUGGUGUAUGGCUUUCUGGCUCUUUUGGGAGUCGAUGGCAGGCUUCAGCCCAAGUUGUCAGCCGAAGGUGCAACGCAGAUCGAGUUAUCCACCUUAGGCGGAAAGAAGCUUGACUUGCCGAGUGACAUGCCCUGCUCCGACGCCGCGAUCAAGCUCUACGACAUGCUCGGCUCGCAAUUCCGAGUCGGGGGUAAGAUUGUUGGGGGCGAUCAGCAGAUGGACAUUGAUUCAUGGUUAGAUGACAAGAAUAAAAACCCCUUCAUGGUUUUACAUGAUGAACGCCUUUUAGGCGAAAAAAUUGCCGAGCUCAACCCCCCGGCUGGUGCGGCCAUAAAUGUGAUAGCACGACAUUUGGAUGAAAACGAACGAGACCUCUAUUUCGUAUCAACUGCAAAUGCGUGGUCUACUAGAAGAGUGCAGGACGCGUUUCCAUACUGCAUUGGCUCAUGCAUGCUUGUACAUAGGGCGUUCUUGCCGGGUGCGCCUCGGGCCGAUAGAGAGGUAGAAGAGCCAGCGCACGAAGCAAGGCGCGUCACCCGUCACCGACAAACAACACGGACACGGGCGCGCUGCCUUUUCCGAUGAAAAGGAGCGCUCGGAGCUCGGCUGGCUCCCACACCACGGUAGGAACGCGGGCAGCGCGGCCCAGCCGGGGUUGGUGAUCGGUGUCGGUGGCAUCCACAUGGGGGGCCACACAGAAUUGGUCGGGGGCCCACCGGGGCGAGGUUGCGCGGCCCGCCGAACAACAGACGGCGAAGACACCCUGUUGGCGCCCAGC
Messenger RNA from Amoebophrya sp. A120, 1310 nucleotides. Lineage: Eukaryota; Dinophyceae; Syndiniales; Amoebophryaceae. The record is from the annotation of a GenBank genome assembly.